Messenger RNA from Trichomonas vaginalis G3, 423 nucleotides. Its product is annotated as protein kinase C-activating G-protein coupled receptor signaling pathway. The record is from RefSeq and is a predicted model, not a curated record. Gene Ontology annotation, molecular function: ATP-dependent diacylglycerol kinase activity. The transcript has a single exon. Lineage: Eukaryota; Parabasalia; Trichomonadida; Trichomonadidae. Bases 1 to 423 code for a protein of 140 amino acids.
AUGGGCGUUGCAGCUCUCUGUGGAAAUCCAGAUCUCAGAAAAUUCACCGAAAUCAAAGUUACCGACACUGACGAGCAAGGAGUAGAAGCUACAAAGACAUUGGACUUCAAGUGUGGCCAAAAAACAUUUGUCAUGCAAAAUAUUUCUUCAAUUUACGGUGGAAAAGACCUUUGGAGGUCAAAGAUUCCAAGAAGCCACUCUGAUAAGAAGCUUGAAUGCUCUAUUGAAGGCGGCAGCUUCAAGCUCGGCCUCAUGCAGCUUGGAAUUCCAACUCAAACUCCACUUUGCCAAGCAACAAGCGUCAACAUUACAACGGAUGAGCCAUGCGUCUUCCAAAUUGAUGGCGAAGCUGAUAUCUUAAACGGACCUGGCGUUUUUGAAGUUAUCAGAACAGGUUCAUAUCCAUUCUUAUCAAAGAAAUAG